AGCAUUCAGCAUGCUAAUCUCGCGAGCUUUUCGAGGUUUUCCUUCCUAUAUUCUCACUUUUUUUUCUGAAAUUUAAUUGAUUACUAUCGAAAAUCGUGCAUCUAUUCUUGCAGCGUGGAACACCUAAUGAAUUUAUUCCUACGAUACUUUAUCCAUUCGUCUUUAUUCAUUCGCAGUUGAGUGUGCUAAUUGUGUUGACCACCAUGAUCUGACUUGUCUUAUCCUGGGCUCUAUCACCACCAAUAUGUGAACUUUUCGACGAUCCUGGGUCCAUAAGUAUAGUAUUUAGUCAGCAUAGUAUCCAGCGCAAAGCAUGACACCUCCUCACAGUGGCAUAAGAUCCAACCCUGGCACACCUCAAACUCAGUUGUGUGCCAAAAUUUUCAUCCAAAGAGACUACAGCGAAGGCACCCCUGUCAAAUUCCAAAAUGUAUUUCCUAGCGAAUUGGAAGAUAAGAUUGAAAGAUCUGCAUUUGAAUACACCAUCAAUCAGUUGAAUGCAUAUUUCGCAGAGGCUGAGACCGCAACUUGUAGCACUUAUUGCGAAGGCUGUUUAGCUUGUCUCACAGCUUACCUCAUAUUUAUUUGUACUGAAACCCAUUAUGAAAAGUGCCUGAAAAAAGUAGCCAAAUUUGUCUUGGAGCAAAAUGAGCACGUCUAUGUGCCCCGUGGACUCCUGCUUACAAACCCAGCGGAACGAGGUCUCAGAGUUAUUGAAAUUUCGAUACUAGAUCAACCGCUUGUGACAAGAACUUGACUUCCUCUCUCUGAAUCGACAGAAGAAUUUUUUAUGUAACUGUACCUUCCGCUUGCCCCGCAAGGGCAUCACCCCCGGUUGCCAGUCGAAAGAAACUGCUUCGUGGGUCUCAAAGCUGUCAGGUAUCCCAAGACUUAUUUCUCGCCCAAGUAGCUUCCCGUGUCAGCAGAAACAUUCUUCCUCCCAUCAAGCACUUGUAUAAUUCUCACCAAUGGUAAAUAUCUGCGCGUCGAAUCAUUCUGGGAUAGUACAGAAGAAAAGCUUUAGUCAUCACAGCUCUUUUAAUAUACCCCAGCCGUGUCAAAAUCAUUCUCUUGAAAGUUGGGUUCAUCAGGUCGAGCUGUUUCUGUAAUUUUUCAUCUAGCAGGCUGGUUAUUGAUAUCGAUAGGCAAAGAGAAAAUAGAGCAAACUUAUUGGAUGAAACAGGUGGCUGUUAUAAACUAAGGGGAAAGUGACGAACUAGCUGUAGGGUCUCUCGUAUUGCCAUUAGUUAGCCUAUUUCUGACCUCCUUCGCUCAUUGCAACCACCCGCUUUUACCAAUACGAUUGCUCCAUUUUCUCUUUGUUUAUCGUUUUGUCUAAUAAUCAGCUGAUUUUUUCUUGUAUUUCGUUUCUCCAAUUAUCUGUGACCACCUUUUUUGUAUUACUCUCUGACUGCCUGGCAGUGUAUACUUAGCAAUAACUACUUUAAAGUUGUACCAAGGAAUGAAUUGUUUAUGGCCUCAAUGGACUUUAAAAAGUUGAGCGAUAGGUGUACUGAUUGUUGUUAAUGUUGCAUUGAAAGAAGGUGAAAAUUCUUUAAGUCGUAUAAGAGUAUUGUUUCAGCUUUAUUUAUGCACUGAUUUUUUUUUACUUAUUUAUUCUUUUUUUUUUUUUUUUUUUUUUUUUUUUUUUGUCCUCAUAAGGUGAUGUGUGUUUUUUUGUUGCGUUAUUGGUGGGUCAGGGACUAACAAGAAAAAGACAAAUAGGGGGGGGGACAAGGGAAAUUUUUCAAUUUUUCAGAUUUCAGGGUUGAUAAUUAACAGGAUGAGGGGAGGACAUCGUAUAGUUUUUGGAGACCAAAGAGUAUCAGAGGAAAUAGGUUUUUUAACGAAAAACUUUCAAUUUUUUUCACAACUUCUUUUGAAAAAAUAUAAGUUGCCAAGAUUUCAAUCCCCAUUUCUUGUUCCAUGAAACAGGAAGAAUAAACUUAAAAGGAAUUUUUCUUCAUUUUGUAUUUGCUUGUAGCCUUGUGGCUCAUCAUGUGUACAUUAAAAGGGCAUGAACGAAACAAACAGAAAAGUCAGUAUAAAAAUGAAUUUAUUGCCGAUGAUUUGGACAAAGCUCAAAAACGGAAGCUACACUGUUCUUGCUCACAACCGUAAAAAAUUUGUUUUUUGUCAAGUCAAGCAUUUCAUAUACUUUUUAAACAAAUAUUAAUUUCAAUAUGCUGGAUUUUUUUAUGCUAAGCUGUCAUCAAUAACAUACAACUGCACCACUCAAAAUGAGAUAAGAAAAACUGUCAAAUUGGCUGCCUUGUAAGCAUUUGAACCAAUUUUAUAUCUUGAGCAAAAACACUUUCUCAAAAAUCGGAAAAGAAGGUCAGGAAUUAUUUUUGUAUUUUGUCCUUUUAUUUUGAAUUCAUUCUGUAUAAAAAUAUCUCAGACUCAAAUCUCUGCAUUCCAUUUAAUUUUUCAAAGAAUUUCGAAUUCAAUUUCCUCAGGGAUUGACUAGAGGCCGUGGCGCAUCCAAGGAACUGCAUUCAUGAUGUGAUAUUGAGUAGAUGAGAUAUUCAUAACUUCACCAGGGUAUUGUGUUAUUGAGUAGAUGAGAUAUUCAUAACUUCACCAGGGUAUUUCUAAAUUUGAA
Molecule: messenger RNA, 2605 nt
Organism: Bemisia tabaci
Lineage: Eukaryota; Metazoa; Arthropoda; Insecta; Hemiptera; Aleyrodidae
Product: golgin subfamily A member 7
Biological process (GO): peptidyl-L-cysteine S-palmitoylation; protein targeting to membrane
Cellular component (GO): palmitoyltransferase complex
Source: RefSeq, a predicted model, not a curated record